Messenger RNA from Eurytemora carolleeae, 1655 nucleotides. RefSeq names its product basic endochitinase B. Gene Ontology annotation, cellular component: extracellular region. Lineage: Eukaryota; Metazoa; Arthropoda; Copepoda; Calanoida; Temoridae. Gene Ontology annotation, biological process: cell wall macromolecule catabolic process; chitin catabolic process. The transcript is spliced from 7 exons. Bases 51 to 1457 code for a protein of 468 amino acids. The record is from RefSeq and is a predicted model, not a curated record. Gene Ontology annotation, molecular function: chitinase activity; chitin binding.
AAAAAUAUCCACAUGCAUCCGUUCUAUUUCAUUUUCUCCGCUGCUGUAGAAUGAGACGGGUUUUAGCUUCUCUUAUUCUAGCUCCGUUACUAUCUCCAGGGUUGGGAUUGGACUGUCCGGCGGCUCAGGGUCUGUAUCCGGAUCCACAGGAUUGUAAAAAGUUCUACCAAUGCUCAGAUUGGGUUCCUUACAGGUUUGAAUGUGGGGAAGGUUUAGUAUUUAAUCCAGUAGGAUAUUGUGACUGGCCAGUAAAUGUUAACUGUGGAGCAGAGGUUACAUCAACAAGUAAACCGACAACAACAACAUCAAGACCGACAACAACAACAUCAAGACCAACAACAACAGCUGAAUCUACAACAAUUUCGAAAACUACAACAACGCUCAAACCUACAAUAACAACAACCAAACCUACAACAACAACAACCAAACCUACAACAACCAAACCUACAACAACAACAACCAACCCUACAACAACAACACCCGGUGUUCAAACAAACAGUUGCAACAUAAUCACGGAGGAGCCAAUCACAGAUGAAAUCCGGACCCAGAGAAUGAAAACUUGUCUUGCUCCGAACUCUAUUGUUGAAUCCGUCCUGCCUGGUUCUCCCAGUAACCCUGAGAAUGUUCGUAUUCUUGAAUCUAUCUUCUCCCCAACACAAUUUGAAACUACAUUUCCAGAAGCAAACAGCGCAUAUACUUAUGAAAACCUUCUUAAAGCAUUCGCUAAGUUUCCUGAAGUUUGCAAGACUGCUGAGGUUUGCAGAAAAACGCUCGCAAUGAUGUUUGCACAUUUCCAGCAGGAGACUGCCGGGCUCUUCUAUAUCAAGGAAAUAAAUCAGGGUUUGUAUUGCGCUGAUUGGAGUGAUUGGGUUCAAGCAGCAUAUCCUUGCUCACAGGGACAAAAAUAUUUCGGCAGAGGUGCGAAGCAGUUGACCUGGAAUUAUAACUAUGGAGCUCUUUCAUCUGCUUUAUAUGGAGAUCCGCAGAUUCUGUUGGAUAACCCUGACCUAGUCUCUGAUACCUGGUUAAACUUUGCCUCUGCUAUCUGGUUCUACCUGAACCCUCAGCCUCCUAAACCCAGUAUGCUCGCCAUCACAGACCAAACCUGGAAACCUAAUAACCAUGAUCUAAACCAGAACAGAAAGCCUGGUUUUGGUUCCAGUAUCAUGGUGAUCAACGGAGCUUAUGAGUGUGGAAUGAAUCCGAUCAAUCCUAAUGGGAGCAGAAACCGUCAGCUCUACUACCGUAGGUUUGCUGCAGAUUUCAGUGUUGAUAUAAGCAAGGAGAAACUGGACUGUCAAGACAUGUUGCCCUUUGAUGCUGAGGGGUCAGCUAACCCAGGACUGUACUGGGCACCUGAAUCUAGAUGCAACCUAGUAACAUGGCAAACUGCGUACAGUGCUCUUGUCGAGGGAGAUUAUAAACGCUGCUUGAAAGCUGCCUCAGCAAUACCUUGAUUUUAAACCAAAGAAUUCACAGAUUUCAAAAAAUGUAGAUGAACCUGAGAUUGAAAAUUUUAAAUGGAAGAAUAAAAUUAAGCUCAUUCAUCUUGUGGGAAAAGAAUGGGUUAAACUUAUUCUUAACGCUUUGGUUUAACUCUUUAAAUUAAAAAUUGAUGAUUUUGUGAAAUAAAAAAAAUAUAUUUAUGAAGUACA